Messenger RNA from Megalops cyprinoides (Indo-Pacific tarpon), 1259 nucleotides. RefSeq lists its product as uncharacterized. Gene Ontology annotation, molecular function: magnesium ion transmembrane transporter activity. The record is from RefSeq and is a predicted model, not a curated record. Gene Ontology annotation, cellular component: membrane. Gene Ontology annotation, biological process: magnesium ion transport. NCBI's taxonomy places the organism in Eukaryota, Metazoa, Chordata, Actinopteri, Elopiformes, Megalopidae.
CAAAAUUCUCCAAACCCCUCAUUCUUUUGGUCCCUUCCAUGCAAUCGCUAACAUUUUACUCGCUCGUUACCUACAGCUCAAGGUGUCGAAUUAUUUAUUCAGCUGAAAGAAAAACCCACACAUUUAAAGACACUGGUACUAUAUGACAUCAAAAAACGUCGGAACAGAUGGAUCCAGACGUUGCAAGGCACCUUGACUUCUAUAUCGGUCUCUCUCUGGCCGUCAUCUCGAGCAUAUUCAUCGGUGGGAGCUUCAUCAUGAAGAAGAAGGGGCUCCUACGAUUAGCAAACAAAGGAUCUAUAAGAGCAGGGCAGGGGGGGCACGCUUACCUUAAAGAGUGGUUGUGGUGGGCAGGACUUAUAUCAAUGGGUGCAGGAGAAGCAGCCAAUUUUGCAGCAUACGCUUUUGCCCCUGCCACACUGAUCACACCCCUGGGAGCACUUAGUGUUUUGGUGAGUGCUGUGCUGGCUUCAUAUUUCCUGAAUGAGCGGCUGAAUGUUCAUGGAAAGAUUGGCUGCUUGUUGUGCAUCCUGGGUUCCACAGUGAUGGUCAUUCACGCUCCACUGGGAGAGGAAGUGGCCUCCUUAGGUGCCAUGGCAGAGAAGCUUAAAGAUCCUGGUUUCAUUGUGUUCGCUGUGUGUGUUGUGGUGAGCAGUCUGGUCCUCAUCCUUGUGGCGGCCCCACGUUACGGACAAAAGAACGUGCUGGUGUACAUCCUGAUCUGCUCUGUGAUUGGCUCCCUGUCCGUGUCCUGUGUGAAGGGCCUGGGCAUUGGCAUCAAGGAGCUGUUUGGAGGGGAAGCAGUGCUGAAGGAGCCACUGUUCUGGGCCCUGCUUGUGUGCCUUGUGGCCUGCAUUAGCACGCAGAUCAACUACCUGAACAAGGCCCUGGACAUCUUCAACACCUCCGUGGUUACGCCCAUCUAUUACGUCUUCUUCACCACUGCUGUCGUGGCCUGCUCCGCCAUCCUUUUCAAGGAGUGGUUCGGCAUGUCAAUGAACAACGCUGUGGGCACGGUUAGUGGGUUCCUUAUCAUUGUCCUGGGCAUCUUUCUCCUCCAUGCCUUUAAGGAUAUGAACUUCACCUGGGACACCCUGCCACUGUUCCUGCACAGCAGCCAUCAGGGGUCCCCCUGGGGGCAGCCCUACAUGGCCCUGCCAAGUGAGGAGAUGCCUGCGUGUGACAAGGUGCAGUUGGCCAGGGAGGGGGGUAAUAAGGGGUACUUCCCAGAAAGCUCUAUACCGGGGUGUUCCCAGUAA